ACUUCCUCUCACCCUUACAACAUACAAGCAAUUUCAAUAGCCUAAGCUUACACUCUGAGUCCCACACAAUUCAUCCAAGCAUAAAUGCAGUCACCUCCUCCAUCCUACCGACAUGUUGUGUCGCUCACAGCCUCAUGGUACUAACAUGUACAAACCUCGGCAAAAGCAACCAUCUCCUCAUUCCAAAUGAUGACUCUCUAAACCACGACGUACAUACCAUAUACCCCAACCAUGUAGUCCUCAACCCACCCCAAACGCUCCCCCAACACCACCCACCAUGGCCCCCUCGAUCCCAAUAAUCAUCGGCGUCGGCGAUGUCAAAAACCGUUCCACCACUGCCAAAGAACCCGCAACCCUCAUCCUCGAAGCCAUCCGCCUCGCCAUCCACGACGCGGGUUCGUCGUCUGCGAGCGCAUUGCAGGCUAGCAUCGACAGUAUUGAUGUUGUUAGGACGUGGACGUGGCCGUACCCUGAUCUUCCCGGGUUAGUGGCGCGGGAGCUGGGCGUACAGGACGGGCUGAAGUGGAAGGCGUAUUCCGAGCAUGGGGGGGAUAAGCCCGGGAGGAUGUUUGACGCGGCGUGUAAGAGAAUUGCGAGUGGGGAGGUAAAGGUUGCAGUUUUAACCGGGGGCGAAGCGCUGGCAUCCUUAUCCGCCUGCGCAGCCGCCGGCCAACUGCCCCCACCGGGCUGGACAACGCCAGAACAAGCUGUGGACUCGGUGUUUACGCCCACGGGCCGCGAUCUGGGCGAUACAGAUCUCGGCGCUAUCCAUCAGAUCGGGGCUCCGAUCCAUGUUUACCCGCUGUAUGAGAAUGCAUUCCGCGCCCAUCGUGGACAGAGCGUGAAGGCGAACCAUGAAGAGAGUGCGAAGCUGUACGCCGAGUUCUCACAAGUUGCAGCGAAACAAGCCUAUGCGUGGAAUGCCGGUCGGGCGGACAGCGAGGAGGUGAUUGCGACGGUGGGGAAGAAGAAUAGGAUGAUAUGCUCGCCGUAUCCCCUCCUGAUGAACGCCUUCAACACCGUGAACCUCGCCUCCGCCGUCAUCCUAACCACCACCCGCAUCGCUACAUCCCUCAACAUCCCGCCCUCGAAAUGGAUCUACCCGCUCGGCGGCGCCGGCACGCGCGACUCGGACGCCUUCUGGGAGCGCCCGGACUUCUACUCCUCGCCCAGCAUCUCGCGGUCUAUAGACGCCGCGCUUAGACUCUCCGAUACUAGCAAGGAAGAUAUUGAUCUUUACGAUAUCUACUCCUGUUUUCCCAUCGUCCCGAAACUCGCAGCUAUGCAUCUGGGUUUGCCGAUUACGGGUGGUGAGAAGGCACUGACGCUUCUGGGUGGGUUGACGAGCUUCGGCGGCGCGGGGAACAACUACUCGAUGCAUGCGCUGACGGAAAUGACGAGGCAGCUAAGAGAUGGUAAGGGGAGGAAGGGGUUAGUGUUGUGCAAUGGGGGUGUGUUGAGCUAUCAGUAUGUUGUUAUCUUGUCGAAUGAACCACGAAAGCGUGGAGAGUAUCCUCAGGAGAACCCGCUGCCGAGUCAGAUCACAGAUGUGCAUGUGCCGGAGGUUAUGCUUGAGGCGGAGGGUGAGGCGGUCGUGGAGACGUACACGGUCGAGUUCAAGCGUGAUGGCAGUCCCCUGCGAGGCCAUAUAGUUGGACGCUUGAAGAGCAACGACAAGCGGUUCCUUGCGAACCAUGGAGACGACAGUACAUUACGGCAGAUGGCUGAAGGGACGGGAGAAAUUGUUGGGAGAAGUGGAUGGUUGAGGCAAGACUCCGCGAAGAAAGGCCGGGGAUUAUUCACCUUCGACGAACCCGCAAAGCUAUGAUAUCAUCGAUAAAAUACAUGUUUCAAAGUUUUAGGAAUAUCAUUUAGAAAAACGGGCUCAAUUUGGUUCUAGCUAGCGUGGUAUAUAUACUGUACAGUCCUGCACGAAGGCAAAAACAAGAUUAAACGCUGAG
Dothidotthia symphoricarpi CBS 119687 is the source of this 1961-nucleotide messenger RNA. RefSeq names its product acetyl-CoA acetyltransferase. NCBI's taxonomy places the organism in Eukaryota, Fungi, Ascomycota, Dothideomycetes, Pleosporales, Dothidotthiaceae. The transcript has 5 exons. The record is from RefSeq and is a predicted model, not a curated record. The coding region runs from base 278 to 1828 and encodes 516 amino acids. Gene Ontology annotation, molecular function: acyltransferase activity.